This is a messenger RNA of Mobula hypostoma (lesser devil ray), 3523 nucleotides long. RefSeq names its product ras and Rab interactor 3-like. The transcript has 11 exons. Gene Ontology annotation, biological process: vesicle-mediated transport; signal transduction. The record is from RefSeq and is a predicted model, not a curated record. Gene Ontology annotation, cellular component: endocytic vesicle; cytosol. Bases 314 to 2830 code for a protein of 838 amino acids. NCBI's taxonomy places the organism in Eukaryota, Metazoa, Chordata, Chondrichthyes, Myliobatiformes, Myliobatidae. Gene Ontology annotation, molecular function: small GTPase binding; guanyl-nucleotide exchange factor activity.
CAGUGGAUUAGGAGCAGAAAUCAAGCGACCCGGAAAUCGUUAGCUUUGCAACAGCCGUCUGUCUCGGGACUUGCUGGUUCUCCGUUUGUGCUCUGAUCUUCCAUCGUCUCUUCCUUCUUGCUAACCCUUGGAUUAUCAACUGUGUACGGUGGGACAAGUUUGCCUGUGGCUGGUUGCCUGCCUCGCCUUGCUUCGAGAGCCCCCAGACUGGUGGUGGUUGGGCUUGUGUGCAGAGACACAGGAAGAACUUGGACACAACAUGGGUUGGAAAGGAAGGCAACCACGUGAAUAGAAGACUAACCUGACCAGGAAAAUGCUGAGGACAUCGAGCCCGAAACCCAAAAACUCCAAGGAACAGAUGAGUCCCCACAGCCCCCGGAAGCAACUGUGCAAUGGAGGAUAUCAGAGUUCCUGGGAGGAGGAGGAAGAAGAUCAGAGCAAGUUGCUGUCCCGAGACAAGCUCACCCUCUUUGACAAGCUUUCGUUGUCCCACCAAGUCUGGCUGCAGCUUGGAGUCGAGCCGGAGCAGGUCAGCGAAAUUCUCAGAAGGCAGCCCCCAGGGGCAUUUUUGGUUUGGAGUAAUAAUUGCGGAAGAAAUAAGAUCCUGACAGUCCGUACGGAACAGGGGGCCUGUGAAACAGAGGAUUUUAUCAUCAAGGAGAAUUGCUCAGUUUAUUACCUGGAACAUUCCUACCUGGGGUUUACCAGCAUCUUCCAGCUGAUUGGUUACUACUGUGUCAGCAGGGAUGUUCUACCCUCUCGCUUGCAACUGCCACUUGCCAUCUUGUGCGCCACCUACAAGGAGGAAUUGGAGGAGAUCUCAGCGCUUGGCAUGAUGUUCUGGGAUUUGCCACUGAACCAAAAGCAAGAUGGAAGCUCCCAGGAAGCCGCCGGUGACACCAUAGAGGUAGACCCAGCCACAUCCACCGCAGAGCUCCUGAAGCAUCAGCACCUCCCAAUGUGUUCCAUCCAGGUGACCGGAGAGAACGGGGCACUCUUCUUCAUCAACCCCCUCUUCCUCAAGGAGCACGGCGACAGCUGGCUGCAACAGGCUGGGCCCUCCUGUACCUUCCAGCACUCUCGCUUGGCCACCAGGUGCAGAAAACGCUCGGCAGGAUCUCUGGCCCCUCAGACACACCGGGAUACCCUCAGCUGCAAUGACAGCGAGAAAUCGGAUUCGGGGAAGAGUGUGGAAGAGGAGGAGAUAUUUAAAGCUCAGAGCGCAGAGGUGAGCGCAGAGGUGAGCAUAGAGGCAAGUCCAGAGACGCCGUCGACAGCCUCGCGGAGGAAAACCUUCAGCCGGCGGGCGGCCUGGAGCUGGGGCGACAACCCUGAGGGCGAAGUGACGGAGGAGGUGGCAAGCCCCCGGGGCGGGGGCGGGGGCGGGGGGAGCAGCACCCUGCCGCCCUACUACCGCGCCUCCUGGCUGGAGAGCAGCAGCCUCAAGUGCCCCUCGUCCCUCCGCAAGUCGCACUCGGAGAGCUCGCUGCUGGCCUGCGACAGCCCGGUGCUGCCACCCAUCUUGGAGCUGGACUCGCUGUCGGUCAGCAGCAUGGAGGAGGAGGUGACGGCGGCCAGCCCGCACACACCGCACAGGCAAAGGUACAAACGCCACUCACACGGCCUGACCGACAAGGUGAGGAACCGGCUGUCGGCCGUCAGCCACGCCUUCACCGGCCUCGUGUCGGCUGACCGCAGGAUCAGGAACAAAAUCGAGGAGCUGUCUCACAACAAGGACUGCUACUUUGGCAGCCUGCUGCAGGGCUUCGUCUCCUACACCAUCGAGGGCAGGGGCAAGCACACCAGCAGCACCGAGAUGCUGCAGGGGAUCCAGCAGAUGAUCACCAGCCUCCGUAACUACCUGACGCAGAGCUCCGAGCUGACACACCUGCUGGACCAGAGCGACCACGAGGAGUGUGACACAGAGGUUGCCAUCCAGAAGGCUUUGCAGAAGUGUGUGCUGAAACCACUGCGUGACAACAUCUACGCGUGCCUGCUUGACUUCCACACCAAGGACGGGUCUCUGAAGAAGCUGACCACCAACCAGCUGAUUCUGCAGAGUCAGACCCCGGCGCAGCUGGGGGUGACAGCCAGUGUUCCCGACGCCGUGGCACUGGAAAAGAUCCAGCAGAAGUUUGCUGCCAUGCACCUGGCCUACUCGCCCUUCAAAAAAGUGGCGCAGCUCCUGAAGGCCUGCAAGCUUAUCUACGAAGCGAUGUCUGGCUCAUCAGGGAAGCCCUAUGGUGCUGACGACUUCCUUCCCGUGCUGACGUAUGUCCUGGCCACCAGCAACCUGACCAACCUCUGGCUGGACGUGGAGUACAUGAUGGAGCUGCUGGAUCAAAACCAACUUCAGGGUGAAGGGGGAUAUUAUUUAACAACCAUGUUCGGCGCUCUGUUCCACAUCAGCAACUUUCAGUCCCGGUCGCUGACCCGUCAGAUGAGCGAUGAGGCCAAGUCGUCUCUCUACCAGUGGCAGAGACGGAGAACGCUGCAUCACAACCAGUCCAAACGGCGCUCGGCACAGGAUUUGCUGUCUAUCUCGCUACAAGAGCCCGGUGGGAACCAGGUGACCAUCUUGGCCCCCGCUCACAUGACCGUGACAGAGGUGUGCAAGGCGUGUGCCGAGAAGUUCGGGGUGUCGGAGCCAGAGGUCUACGGCCUCUUCUUGGUGAGGGGCAGCUCCUACAAGCGACUGGAGGAAGGCGCCUGCCCCCAGCAGGUCAAGCAGGAGAUUCGUCAGAAGGAAGGGACAGCCUUCAUUUUCGUGUAUGCACCCGCUGACGGGACCCCGUGCUCCCAGCACGAGAAGCAGCUGACCCCGUUGUGAGAAGCCCCCAACCCCUCACCCCACACCACCAAAGCAGGACUGCCGGGAAGUUCCAGGCCAAAAUCCAAGGGUCUUGAUGUGGCUCCCUGUUGUGAAAUGCACAGCCAAACACCGAUGGAUUGCCGGGACUAUCUCUCGUCCACAUGGAUGCAUCUACCUGCCUGCGUCGAACGACUAUGUUUCUGUUAGAGUUGGAUGUCUAGUAUCAGAACCUAUCUCAAUACUCAGUUCGUCCUCCCGGCAGUUUAACCCACCCGGAGCCCCUGCACUGGGGAUCCAGCCUUCAAAUGGUCAUUCACCCCGACAGCCUUAAGCAGAGACUCUAUUGUGGCAUCCCCCACAGCUCCCGCGUUGGCAGGCUUAUACGGUAGUCCACCUCUCGUCGGACUCAGUUUCCGCAUUCCCUCUUGUCAUCUGGAGAUUACAGCAGUGCAGAUAACAGGGGAAAAUCACAAUCAGUGAUGUCUGACACAGUCAAAUAUCUAGUCUCAGUGAGUUAUGAGCAGACAGGAAGAGACACAACAAGUGGAUCCAGGAAGAGACGGGGCAUUGUUACGAGCAGAAAGAGGUGGGACAAAUAUUGAAGUGUGAUAUACAGCAAUUUCCAGUUACCCCAACCCUACAAAUAAAUUAUAUUUUGUUUUUACUAUUGGUUACAGCACCUUGUAAAGAUUUUUGAAUAAAUAUUAUACA